This is a messenger RNA of Capsaspora owczarzaki ATCC 30864, 3148 nucleotides long. RefSeq lists its product as hypothetical. The record is from RefSeq and is a predicted model, not a curated record. Gene Ontology annotation, molecular function: DNA-binding transcription factor activity, RNA polymerase II-specific; zinc ion binding. Bases 97 to 3072 code for a protein of 991 amino acids. The transcript is spliced from 4 exons. NCBI's taxonomy places the organism in Eukaryota, Filasterea, Ministeriida, Capsasporidae. Gene Ontology annotation, biological process: regulation of DNA-templated transcription.
GUCCGGGUCCCCAAAUUGCAAUCAAUCACACUCGGUUGCUGCUCUUUUUAGCUCAGCGGGAUUUUUUUUUUUUCUUUUUUUUUUUUUUGCCGGGCAAUGGUGAGCAUGGCAACUCCGUCGUGUUCUGCUGAAGCCGGACUGCUGCACCACGAGCCGAGCGGCCUCGCUGGCAAUGUGUCUGCCUCAGACAAGCUCCUGGAGCAGCAGUCGCCCGCGCCGUCCAGCAGCAGCAGCGGACGGUCGGAGCACAACCUCACUCCCGACGCUGCUACACCUUCGUUCGGACUGUUUGGCCUGUCGUCGUCCUCCGCCGCCGCCUCUCCCGCAUCGCUCCAAUCGCACCCACAGCAGCAGCAGCAACAGCAACAACAACAUCAGCAGCAGCAGCAGAACAAGCCGCAGCCAAAGGUCAUUGGGCACAAUCUCGUUGUCGCCGUCUCAUGCACAGCGUGCCGCUCCGCACACCGCGCGUGCGAUGGCCAGCGCCCCUGCGGCCGAUGCGUGCGCCUGCAGCUCCCCAAGGCCUGCGAGGACCCCUCCGCCACCCGCCGCGGCCGCCCGCCCAAGGAAGACAAGGACGACGCCGCAACGCUCGCUUCAGGCGCAUCAUCGUUCCUCUCAGAUAACGAGACAGACUUGCUCGCAGAAUCUAUCGCUGCGGUAGAGCCAAAGCCAAGUAAGCCGAAACAACAGGCACGCCGCAAAAUGUCGGACUCGUCUCCGUCGCCGCGCUCAUCGUCGACGAGCGAGAUUGGUAGCGCUGUUUCACUGCCAAAGGUCGCAUUGCCGAAGGGUGGAGGAUCGACGGGCAGUGACACACUCUGGCUCAACGCGCUUGCUGAUGUCGCCUCCGCCUCGCCAGCAGGUUGGUCGAGCUCGGCUGCGAACACGCCGCUGAUGGCGAGCACUUCUACCGUCGGCACUCCCGUGCAUGUCGGCACUGCGCUCAAUCUCGACGUUGCCCAGUCCUACACCAACGCUUCUUCCUCUUCCUCCAGCUCAUUUUCUCCUCUAACAUCCUCGCCUGCUGUACUGUUGGCGCAAAGCCUACAGAGCUCUGUCGUGCAGCAACCGCAGCAGCAACUACAGCAACAGCAAGUCUCAAUGGCUGUGCAACAAAUGCCACAGGUAUGGAUGCCCGCGAAUGGCUGGUCUACCCAACCGGCGACCGUAACCACACCCGUGCAGUUUGCAGCACCCUUCAACUCUUGGGGCCAAAACACCACCACGUACUUCCAGCAAUCCUUCGUCCCACAUCAGCAGAGCGCAACGCAUUUCGUCGCCGCUCAGCCAGCCGUGUACUCGAUUGUCCAACCGCAGCAGCAGCAGCAGCAGCAGCAACAGAUGCAGCAGCCAUCGCUGCAGUCUCACUCCAUUCAAAUGCAGAUAGCGCAACCUUCCUACAUGCUUCCUACUCAACAAGCACCAUUUCAGCAACUUUCACAACAGCCGCAACAAUCGUUUUCGCAGCAACCCCAACAACCCCAACAGCAACCCCAACAACAGCAGCAACAGCAGCAACAGCAGCACUUUGUUUCUCAACAACACCCGCAGCAGCCCAGUAGUGUACAGUCGCAACAGCAGCAGGCACCACAGCAGCCGCAACAGCCACAAAAGUUGCAGUCACAACCUGUUCCUCAGCAGUUGGCUGUCCAGCCAACCAAUCAGCAAUUAGGGCUCGCUUCAUCACUAGUUACACAGCCCAGUCAACAGCAAUCGGUCACUGCAAGCCCGCAGUCAUCCCCAGGCCGCGUUGCUCCUGCUGCGGUGGCGCAGACCGUCCCCGACCGGUCGCCCUCCAUUCAUACGCCCGAUAAAACAUCACCACUUGAUUUCAACUUUGCUGUAAAACGACCAGCGUCGGAGGCAUUUACUCUGGGAGACGAGCUCAGCAGCAUUGGAGUCUCGGCAGAUGUGUUGACGGAACCGCUGGGCUCGCCCGCGUUGGACUCGCUGCGCUCCAAGCGUUCGCGGGCCACUCUGGAGUCGUUGGACGACGACGACCAUGAUGACAAAGAGUCAGUAUCUACCGCUGCAUCAGAGUUGCAAGUACAGACCAAACCCAAUCCCACGACCGCGAGCAGCACCCAGCCAAGAUCGGCCAGCGCGCUCGCACUCUCGUCCAUCCACUCACCCGAUUCCCUCCUUAACUUCCUGAGCACUAACGCUGACACUGGAGCCAUGUUCUCCUUUGCCGACCUUGGCUUUGGGCUCUCUGGCUCCAACAACUGGCUGCCGCUCAACCCCGGGUUUGAUUUGCCCUCCUUGUUCAAUGCGGCCAUUGCUCAAGUCAAGCCAUUACCGACGUGUGUGUCGAGCGUGCCUGAAUUGAAUCAAGUCAGCGACAACAAGCCUCUUAUUGUCCUUGACAGCGACCGCCUUCUUCGAGCAGACAUACUAGUCUGGCAGUCUCCGACGGCAAACUCGUCUUCCGAAGUGCUGGUCGCAUAUGACAAUUGGAAGAGCCGGCUGUUCCCGUUGGCAAUGCCACUCAUGGACAUUGCUGUGAGGAUUCGCGAGCUCAACUACGAAAUGAUGAGAGGGGUCGUCGGAUCGCUUCCGGAAAUCAAUGUGGUCAAGUCGACGACCAAGCGGCCGUUUGGUGCCAUCCUGGAAGAAAUCAAAUCGCACACCACGCGUGGCGCCAGCGAGUUUGUCGAUGUUGCAAAGGUUCUCUUCCGAAGGGCGCUCUUGAGUAACUUUGUCCCGUGGGAGCCCGUGAUGACCCCCGAGGCAGCGAACGCUCUCCGCAUUCCGUACGUCGAGUGGGGCACGAACGCCAUCAUCCUGUUCGCAAACGAUGAGCUGUGCCGGCUUGUCGGCUACACGACGGACGAAAUAUUUGCCGAAGUGCGGUUUGCGUACAACCUCCUUGCCGUCGAGGACAAGGACGCCUGCAUGUUCAUGCACAUUUGUGCCGUGCUGUGCGGAGCCACGCACUACCAGGCCUCCUGCAUUGGGCUGCAUCGCCAAAAGUUCCGGAUUCCCCUCCGCAUGUGCUCCACCAUCGUCCGCAGCAACGGCAAUGGCGACUACCGCUACACGAUUGCCUAUUGCUUCCCCGCGCCAUAGGCUGUGAUGUGAUUUCUUUUGUUUGAGAUUUGGAGUUGUUGUGAUUUUUUUUUGUACAAAAUCGAUUCCCACUUGC